Messenger RNA from Olea europaea var. sylvestris, 1818 nucleotides. RefSeq names its product probable WRKY transcription factor 33. Bases 67 to 1341 code for a protein of 424 amino acids. The transcript is spliced from 5 exons. Gene Ontology annotation, molecular function: DNA-binding transcription factor activity; sequence-specific DNA binding. The record is from RefSeq and is a predicted model, not a curated record. NCBI's taxonomy places the organism in Eukaryota, Viridiplantae, Streptophyta, Magnoliopsida, Lamiales, Oleaceae. Gene Ontology annotation, biological process: regulation of DNA-templated transcription.
UUCUUCCUUCUACAAAAUUUGAAAAUGGCUUCUUAAGGUGACAACUUAUCUUUCUCUGCUGAAUAAAUGAAUACUUUCACUGAUCUUCUUGGUAAUGAAGAAGACAUGAAUUUGGAGAAAUCUUCAUUCGAUUGGGGACUUUCUGAUAUUGAAAUCCCAAACUAUAAGCCAUUUCAUUCCCCUCCUUCAUUUCUUUCUAUUUCUCCUAGUUUCAGCCCUUCUGUUCUGUUUGACUCUCCUGUACUGUUUUCGUCGUCUAAUGUUGUUCCAUCUCCUACUACCAGGACCUUUGCUGAUCAAGCCUCCGAGGAGGAGGGCAGAAAGUAUUCCCAUUUUUCUUUCCCAUCUGAAACGAGACCUUCCACCUGUUCGUCGUCUAUGUUUUCUGAAGGAAGGAAUUCAUCUGAAAAAUUAAAAGCUAGGGUGAAAUCAGAAUCAGCUCCAACUCAAGGCCUUCCUCAAGAGGUUCCCAGAUUUCAAGCAAACAAUCAGAGCAAUCCUAAUAUGCAGAUUAGUCAAAUGCAUUAUGCUCAACAACUUCAGUAUGUUAGGGAGCAGAAAAAACCAGAUGAUGGAUACAACUGGAGGAAGUAUGGACAAAAGCAAGUUAAGGGAAGUGAAAAUCCUCGUAGUUAUUACAAGUGUUCGUUUCCAAAUUGUCCUACGAAAAAAAUAAUCCAGCAAAAUUUGGAUGGACAUAUUACUGAAAUAGUAUACAAGGGAAAUCACAAUCAUCUCAAACCUCUGUCAACUCGAAGAUCAUCUUCAAGUUCGAUUCAGGGAAUUUCAAAUUAUUCACAUGACAAUGCUCAGAUGAAGUCUCUGAUAAUCUCUGAGAAUUCAUCGGCUUCUUUUGGCAAUGAUGAUUUUGAACAAGGAUCUGCCAUGAGUAACUCAAGAUACGAGAAUGAAACUGAACCAGAAGCUAAGAGAUGGAAGGGGGACGUUGAAUGUGAGGACAUACCAGAUCAAGGAAGUAGAACCAUUCGCGAACCUAGAGUUGUUGUUCAAACCACAAGUGAGAUUGAUAAUCUUGAUGAUGGUUAUAGGUGGAGGAAAUAUGGACAGAAAAUUGUUAGGGGCAACCAAAAUCCUAGGAGCUACUACAAAUGCACAUAUGAUGGAUGUCCCGUUAGGAAGCAAGUAGAGCGAGCGUCCCAUGAUAUGAAGGCAGUGAUCACUACUUACGGAGGAAAACACAACCACGAUGUUCCUGCAGCACGUGGUAGCAGCAGUUACACCAGACCAUCUGUGAACAGCAACAAUGCGCCUAUGGUCUUUAGGCCUUCAGCCAUGAACAGCCAUUCUAACGACUGGACAAUUUUCCCUGACUUGCUUUAGACAACCUGGCUACUAUAAACAAAGAAUCAAACACCAUAUACCCUUAGAAAUUGCAGGAGGCAGGUAGUUUUCCAUUCUUGAGUUUCAGAAACUCGGAAGGAUCCUACGCUAAUGAAAUGCAGCAGGAAAACACUGCUCUCUCUAUGGCCAGGGAAGAGCCAAAAGAUGACUUUUUUUUUUUUUCCAACUCUUUUCUAAGUUGGUGAUUUCUUUAAAACAAAUUUUUUAGAGUACAAGAAAUUUAUUAUUAAUCAGUUGUGUAGUUUAAUAGUAGGACUCACUGUAUUUUUCAUUUGUUCUGGGGCUGGUAAUGCUUAGAACAAUACUCAUGAAAAGUUCUAGUGCUGCAUGAAAGAAAAUGCAAAACAAAGAGAAAGUCUAAGGGAACUUCAUAUUCUUUUCAAAUAUUUGUUUUUUUUCUUCCCUCAAUUAUUUGAAUAAAUUUCGAACGAACAGACUAGUCAUGCAUUUGCAUCA